AGCUGUCAACUCGUCCGGUUUUGCUUCCUCGAGAUGUUGAGACAAGUCCCCUGCGACCACCAUUAUCGAUCUACGACUUCUUAGGCAUGCUUGAACGUCUUGAUGACGUUCCCGGCAGGGUACCAUUUUAUAAACAUCAUGAGAGGGGCCAGUCAGUGUAUAGGCGAAGACGGGCCGUUGUGCCAGCCCACCACGAGUUCCGCGUUGCCAUACUGGUCCGCCAUGUCAAAGCAGUCCAGGCCGGCGAGCUGCCACAGUCCGGAGAUCUCGAGGUCACGAACCCCAGCCGUGGUUCAAUCAGGACAGCACGUUGGCCAGUCCUUAGCAUGGCCCUGGUCGAUAAGGUUCAGCGGUACUAAACGGGAGGGGGUUGUCUCAGUGCCGAACCGACAGCCGGCAGUGUCGUACAUCACUCCAUGGCUGAAUUUCGGGGAACCGGUGCAUGUGCCCUCGCCCCAGGGUUACAUGCGUCAUCCCCGCCCAGCACGGCAGCCUCGGACCCCCGCACAGGGGAGCGUGGAGAAGUGGAGUUGUCGAUGCUUUCCCCAGGAUCUGCAUGAUCGGCCGGGGAUUCGGGCAAACUUGGCCAAUCAGGGACAAGUCUAGAUCUCUUCUGUCCCUGGCAGUUUGCUGAAAGAGAGAAUCCAGUCUCUCCUCCAGGCGUAUUUCUCCGUAUAUGUUCUUGCGGAGAACUCGGGGCCUAGCUGUGCCGG
Microdochium trichocladiopsis is the source of this 713-nucleotide messenger RNA. RefSeq lists its product as uncharacterized. NCBI's taxonomy places the organism in Eukaryota, Fungi, Ascomycota, Sordariomycetes, Xylariales, Microdochiaceae. Bases 103 to 606 code for a protein of 167 amino acids. The record is from RefSeq and is a predicted model, not a curated record. The transcript has a single exon.